GGACGCAUUCGGAACAUCGGCGGCUGCCCGGGUGACUCGGUUAUAUGUCACAGGAUAACAUUCGAGAAUGGGACAUGGAAUGAGGCGACGGCCGCAGCAAACCCCAGCAGCCCCAGCCCCAGCCCCAGGCCCAGCAGCAGCAGCAGCCUCAGCCGCAGCCCCCGUUGUCCCGCCGCCCGGAGAGGCUCUGCAGCCAUGAAGCGGACCGUCCCGAGGCACCGCCGGUAGGCAGGGAGCCUCGGAGGAGCUCCUGCCGCCGCUCCCUCUUGGCGCGUCCUGCCGCAGCGAAAGGCAUGGAGAAGGCCGCCCCUGCGGGGCGCUGAUCCCUGCGCCGCGCCCGCGCGCACACGCCCCCCGCAGCAGCCGCCACCGCGCGCCCCCAGCACCUCGCUCCCCGCCCAGGCCCCACCAUGACCGGCUCCGCGGCUGACACUCACCGCUGCCCCCACACCAAAGGCGCCAAAGGCACCCGGUCCAGGAGCAGCCACGCGCGGCCGGUGAGCCUCGCCACCAGCGGGGGCUCGGAGGAGGAGGACAAAGACGGUGGAGUGCUGUUCCACGUUAACAAGAGCGGCUUCCCCAUCGACAGCCACACCUGGGAGCGCAUGUGGAUGCACGUGGCCAAGGUGCACCCCAAGGGGGGAGAAAUGGUGGGCGCCAUCAGGAAUGCCACCUUCUUGGCAAAGCCUUCAAUACCCCAGGUCCCAAACUACAGGCUGUCUAUGACGAUCCCAGACUGGCUCCAGGCGAUCCAGAAUUACAUGAAAACACUACAAUACAAUCACACAGGGACCCAGUUCUUUGAAAUUAGGAAAAUGAGACCGCUGAGUGGGUUAAUGGAAACAGCAAAAGAAAUGACCCGAGAGUCCUUGCCUAUCAAAUGCCUUGAAGCUGUCAUCCUGGGCAUCUACUUAACCAAUGGACAGCCUUCCAUUGAGCGGUUCCCCAUCAGCUUUAAAACCUACUUCUCAGGAAACUGCUUUCACCAUGUUGUGCUGGGGAUUUACUGCAAUGGCCGCUAUGGCUCACUGGGCAUGAGCCGAAGGGCUGAGCUGAUGGACAAGCCGUUGACCUUUCGGACUCUGAGUGACCUCAUCUUUGACUUUGAGGACUCCUACAAGAAAUACCUUCACACAGUCAAGAAGGUCAAGAUUGGGCUGUACGUCCCCCAUGAGCCUCAUAGCUUCCAGCCCAUUGAGUGGAAGCAGCUGGUCCUCAACGUCUCAAAGAUGCUGAGGGCUGACAUAAGGAAGGAGCUGGAGAAAUACGCCAGAGACAUGAGAAUGAAGAUCCUGAAACCUGCAAGUGCCCACUCUCCGACCCAAGUGAGAACCCGGGGAAAAUCCCUGUCCCCCAGAAGGAGACAGGCAAGCCCCCCAAGAAGGCUCGGCAGGCGAGACAAGUCGCCUGCACUGCCUGAAAAGAAGGUGGCUGAUCUGAGCACUCUGAAUGAAGUAGGCUAUCAAAUCCGAAUUUAGCCAAGCCAUACUGGCCAGCAAGAGGGUUUCGGUGGUGCUUCUCUCCGCACUUUACCCAGCAUCUUCAGGAGGAACUGCAACUAUUUAUUAAGAACUUAUGAAUUUUAUUUUUAAGGAUUCGCCUGGAAAUAGAAUCUGAGUGGGUGGUAGCCAUUAGCUUUAAAAAAUUUACUAAGAGGCACCAUGACAAGGCUGAAGUAAUAAACCCCACUGGGGUUGGACUGUGUCCCUCACUCAAGAUCUUAAGGAUAACAACCAUAACUGUCGUUUUAUAUUUUUCCAUUUACCUACUUUCUUUUACUUGCUUUGAACAUUAUGCCUCGCCGAUAGUAAACGUUCAUGAAAUAAUCUCUUGAACUUUUGGUAUAGUAAGGUGGCUCAAACAGUAUCACUGUCUUUUUCAGCAAUAACAGAAAGCAAAAAUGGGUGGGUUUUUUUAAGCAGUUAAUAUUACCUCAGCAUUUUGACAUCAGAUAUGCAAACUUAACGGUGGUUUUUGUUUUUUUAUAUUCUAUUUGUAUUCUUUCCCCAGCAUUUCCCAUGGGGAUCUCCACAAGCUUGGAGUAUUUCCUGGUGUACACACAUGAUGAGAUUUAAGGUGUUAUAUGCAAGUGUUUUACUAAAAAGCACUGAAAUUCUUCUGGCAAUACAAGAACCAUUUUCAGGAUCUUGGAGUUACUUCCUCCUUAAUCUUUUUUAAGGCAUUCACUGAUGUUUUUGUUUUUUUAAAACGAAACAAAAAUAUCACAUUGAGAAGCUAGUCUAUGUUCUGUCACUAACAUUUAAGCUUUGCAGAAUCUAGCAAAAAGCACAAGAGGUCAUGCACUAUUACACAAAUUUAGCAGUACUGGAUUACCUCUGACAGUAACACACUCAGGCAAAGAGACCAGGAGUGAUCAGCAGGUCUUCAGAACCAAAUAACCUUUCUGUUCACAUUUCAUCUGAUUUUUAACUGAGGCAGGCUUUGAUUCUCCUGAAGGACACAAAGAAUCAAACUAAGGGAGGGCUCAAUGUUGUUAAAGAUGUGUUCUGAUGUCUUAUAUUAAGACCAAAUGUGACAUGAUGUGAUGAUCUUCCAGUACCUUGCUUUUAGGUACCAUUUCAUGAUAUUUUAGGAACAAAUAUUGGAAAAUAUAAUGAAUUAGAAAAGCAGAACUUUUUGUUUUAAUGGAAAAGUCUUCCGGUCUAGUGUUACACCUUAUAGUGUGAUUCAGUCCCUAAGCACAGAAUGAAUGUCUGGCCUGCAUAUGGUAGUUACAGUGUAACCUCUGGCUGCAGACCACACAGGACAGCCCUAACAGCAUAGUCUUGUAUGGUAUAAAUAUCAAGAGUACAGCUUCAAUUUCAUUUGCUUUAUCUUAGCAAUAAUGCCAACUCAUGAGACCAAAUUGCCGACUUAAGUGAAGUCUGGGAGUCAACAAAUGUUUUUUCAGUCUCAGUGCAUCUCCUCUGGCUUUGACUGAAGGUAUUUAUAAGAAGGGAGUUAAAAAAAAAUCUGCUUAUUGAGAUUCUUUACCAAUUCUUUACAAGAUUUCUGGAGAUUACAUGGAAAACAAAAGGACUUCAUCCUUCAGCUAUGUGCACAAGAGCUUACUUCACCCUAAAAAUCAAUAUUAUUAAUGAAAAGUACUGUUUUCUUAAAAAAAGAAGUCUAAUGUCCUUUAGAUGAACAAGACCAACUAUACAUCUCCAUUUGAUUAAAAUGCAGCACAGGCUGGGCGCCGUGGCUCACGCCUGUAAUCCCAGCACUUUGGGAGGCCAAGGUUGACGGAUCAUGAGGUCAAGAGAUCGAGACCAUCC
Molecule: messenger RNA, 3278 nt
Organism: Sapajus apella (tufted capuchin)
Lineage: Eukaryota; Metazoa; Chordata; Mammalia; Primates; Cebidae
Gene: VASH2
Product: vasohibin 2
Exons: 8
Coding region: 411-1478 (355 amino acids)
Biological process (GO): regulation of angiogenesis
Cellular component (GO): cytoplasm
Source: RefSeq, a predicted model, not a curated record